UGCUGUGAGGCGACAUUGCUAACCACUGAGCCAAAAACAUAAACUUCGGUAGUAUUCUAUAAUAAAAAAAACAAGCUCCCAUACAGCAGGUGGCACAAUUACCCUUGUUAACCCUAAUAAGUUCUUACUGGUAAUCUUCUUAGUUACAGCCCCUCCCUCUCAGCCAUCUGCUUUGGCUCAAAAGCUGAGCUGAUUUUUAUACUGAGGCCUGAGAGAGAGAACUGUCUAUCUACCUCAGGAUGUAUAAAGCUUUUGAGAGCCGUCUGGAAAAUGAAAGCAAUGAAGAUGAAGCAUCCCUGUCCUCUUCCUUCUGGACAGAUCGAGAGAGCGAGGAGGAAAAUGAAAAGGACUAUGUUAAGAAAGAAAACAAAAGGACUGAGAAAAGGCCUGAAAGAGACAGUAAAGAUGAGCAGGAUAAUAAAGAGAGGACGAUGCAUAAAAAUUUGGAUUCUGAAGACGACAAGGAAAAAAGAAUGGAGCAAUUCACAAAAGCAAUUCAAGAAAAAGGAGAUGAAAAACAAAGUAAAGAAGAGAAAAAUGUAAAAGAGGUUAAAAGUAAAGGAAACAUGAGUAAAGAAGCAGGCAAGAGUGAGGAAGAAGAGAGUGAAGAGGAAAAUGCAAGUUCAGAAGAGGAGAAAGAGAGUGAAGAGGAGGAAGAUGAAAGUUCAGAAGAAAAUGAAGAUGAGAAUGAAGAGGAAGAAGAAAGUAAGGAAGAGAACAAAGGAGGAAAAGAACAAGAAAGUGAGCAUGAAGAGUUUGAGCUAUAUGAACUACAAAAAGAGAUUGAUGAUGACUCAGAAGAAAGUGAGGUGGAGGAAAGUGAAGAGGAGGAAGACGGAAAAGAAUUUGAAGACAAGGAAGAGCAAAGUGAAGUAGAAGAAGGGGGAAAGGAAAGUGAAGAGAAAGAAGAAUGUGAAGAAGAGGAAAUGGUGGAAAGAAGUGAAGCGUCAAAAAAAGAGAAGAGUCAAGAGGAAGAAAAAGAGCAAGAAAGUGAAGAGGAGAAAAAAGAAAGGGACCUUGAUGAGACUGAAGAGCAAAGUGACGUUGAAGAAGAGGGAAAGGAAAGUGUUGAAAAAGAAGAAAGUGGAGAAGAGCUAACGGGGGAAAGAAGUCAAGAGGAAAACAGUGAGCAAGAAAGUGAAGAGGGGGAAGAAGGAAGUCAAGACGAGGAGGAAGAAGAGUUUUCAGAGGAAGAACCAGAAGAUAGUGAAAAGGAGGAAAAAGAGGAAAAAUUUUUUGGAGAAGAUGACAUACAAAAUGAGGAAGAGGAAAAAAAAGAAGACAGUAAAGAGGAAGAAGAAAGUCAAGAGGAGGAACCAGAAUUUUAUUUUUGUGAACAGAGAAAACGGAAUGAGAGGAAGGACGAGGAAGAGCCAGAAAAGGAAGUGACUGAGGAUGAACUAAAUAGUGAGGAGGAGGGAGAAAGCUUUAGUGGAGGAAACACUGAGGAGAACGAGGAGAAAAAAAAUGAAAUUGAUAAUUCAGAGGGUGAAAAAGAUCACGCCAAUGAACAAGAUAAGCUUUAUUCAAAAGAAGAUUUAAAUAGUGAAGGAAGGCUUACAGGUAUAGAUUCAGACAUGGAUGAAAAGAUAAACAAUCUCUCCAGGAAAAAGAGCACUGGUGGAAGUGGGGAGGAAAACUAUACAUUUUCAGAGGAAGAAGGCGAAUAUGAAGGAGAUAACCUAUGUUUUGCAUCAGAAGAUCAUGAAGGCAUUAAAGGAAAGGCAGACAUUGAUAAAUCUUUUUUAAUGAAAGAAAGUACAGAAAACUCUGAAAGUGAGGGAUCCGAGAACAGCAAACAGAGAGAACCUAACAAAAACAAUGAAGAGGAACUAACUGAAGAGGAAAGAGAGUGUUUUAUAAAAGACUGUACAGAGGAAAACAUUGGCAGCAACAACAAAGAGGAGGGGAUUUGUGAAGGAAAUGGAAACCAUGUCAAGGAAAAGAGGCAAUAUUUGUCGGAUGACUAUGAUGAAGAGAUAAAACUUCGAAAGAGUGAGGAAAAAAUUAACAACAAGGACCUGGUAAAGAAUGUGCCAGGAGCAGAUGAACAUGACAGUGAGGCUGAAGGAGAGAAACGACAAUCUAAUUCAGCUGAACAGGAUGAUGAACAAAAGAAGAGCAAAUGGUUUUUUGAUGGACCUGUUGAGGAAGAGGAAAGGCAGGACAGGAACUCAUGGAUGAGUGAUGAUGAUGAUUAUGAUUAUGUUACAGUAGUCAGUGGCCAGUCUGAGAAAGAAGAGGAUAAUUAUACUUGGGGACAAGAGCUGAAGCUGAAGAAGGGAACUAGAGAUAUGGGUGUUGGCGAUGUUCAUGAAAGUCUGGGCAGUCCUGCUGCAAGCAUUUUAACAUCUGGCUAUGGCACAUACAGACCAGACUCGUCGAAAUAUGGAGACCCAGAAGAAGUGGACUAUAGAGACGACUGCACUGUGGCUGGAUUAGAAGAAGAGAAUGAAUCAGUUUUAUAUGAUAUUGACUAUGAAGAUAACAGCAGUCUGCUCUGGUUCAAGGAAAAUCUAACAACUGAUGGACGAGGUCCGACAGAAUCACCUGAUGGUAGGCAAAUUGUGGUUGCUCAGCAAAGCCAUGAUGGAUUUAAGGAUAAUAAACCUCAGUUUCCCGAUUUGCCAAGUCAAGCCGAGCAGCACCAGAGUCCAGCAAAAAAUGACAAUGCAACUGAAGAGUCAAGCUCCCAAAAUGUGGCGUAUUUCAAUGAAGGUUUGGAGUUGGAGGCUUUGCGGUACAGUCUUGACCACCCCUUUAAUUUGAGGCACAGGAGGGGCAGAGUUCAGAAGAGACCCGAGGAGAGACAAUAUCAUGGAGGAUAUGAUGAGGAACACCAAAGGAGAAAGGAGACGAGAGUCAGAGCUUAUGCUGGCUGCCUUGGUACAGUCAGUGAACUGGAGGAGCGUUUGGAUCAGAUGCGGAUUCCUACUUCUCGUGUGCAUUAUGACUCAGAGAGUGAAGAAACAGAAAGCUAUACUGACAGAACCAGCUCAGUGACAGAGGAAUCCUCAAGUGCUUUCCAACAAUACAUCAGAGGCAUGACACGAUCACACAGUGAGAGUGAUAUCCGACCUCGUCCAAAGUCAUUUAUUAGGCCAGUUUUUGAUCAUCCUCACACAAGGAACUUGAAGAAAACUGAUCCAGUUGCAAAGUAUCUUCAGUAUAAGCAGGAGUGGGAGAUGUUUAAGCCUCCAGGAGAGAAGAGCAGGAAGGAGCUACAUUGGGCCAUCAGGGAACAACUUAUGUAUCAGCCUCCACCACCGAGACCUCAGAAGACAUUCAUCCCCAACAAUUAUGUGGUUCCGACAGAGAAGAAGCGAUCAGCACUAAGAUGGGAGAUCAGACAUGAUUUAGCACACUGCAUUAUCCCUGCCAAAAUCUCCUAUCCUUAACAGACUCUUCCACCUACGCCUUAUCUUUUAUAUUGAAUUAAUACUAUUAUUUAUUCAAAUCAUCUAGCUUUUUUUUUACUUUAUGAAGCAUGUGAAAUGAGACGCCCAGAUCAUUGUUUUUAUGAAAUAAACAUUUUAAUCCAC
This is a messenger RNA of Danio rerio (zebrafish), 3542 nucleotides long. NCBI's taxonomy places the organism in Eukaryota, Metazoa, Chordata, Actinopteri, Cypriniformes, Danionidae. The record is from RefSeq and is a predicted model, not a curated record.